AAGUGGUGAAGGUUACAUAUAUACAUAUAUAGAGAGAGAGAAGAAAUGCUUAAUGGGGAAGGUCGUAUUCAGCCCAAUGCCAUCGUUUCCCCUGUCACGUUAAAUACUAACAAAUUAAACUAACAAAGCAAACAGCCAAAGAGAAAAUGUCUGCAGAGCAUUUGCUGUUAACCGUUGACGACUCUGAUCAUCAACACAGUAAUCAUCAUGAUCGUGGGGUGAAAUUCGAGAUUCGUGGUUUGAGGAAAGUAUCGGAAGCGGGCGUUCCUAUACUUAACGGGAUCAGCGUCGAUAUCCCCAAAGGGAUGAUCGUCGGGAUCAUCGGACCAAGCGGGAGUGGGAAAUCGACGAUGCUUCGAGCACUCAAUCGCCUUUGGGAGCCUCAGUCGAACACGGUGUUCCUUGACGGUCAUGAUAUUGUUGAUCUUGAUGUUCUUGGACUUCGCCGUAAAGUGGGCAUGCUCUUCCAGCUCCCUGUUCUCUUUCAAGGCACUGUGGCAGAUAACAUUCGAUAUGGACCACGUUUGAGAGGAAAGAAGUUAAGUGAUGAGGAAGUUUCCAAGUUGCUAACACUUGCAGACCUUGAUUCCUCCUUUCUCAGUAAGACUGGUGGUGAAUUAUCUGUGGGCCAAGCUCAGAGAGUUGCACUGGCUAGGACACUAGCAAAUGAACCAGAGGUUUUGCUGCUGGAUGAGCCAACAAGUGCAUUGGAUCCGAUUUCGACACAGAACAUAGAGGAUGUGAUAGUGAAGCUUAAGAAGAAAAAGGGAAUGACUGUUGUAAUGGUUUCUCACAGCAUCAAGCAAAUCCAAAGGGUGGCAGAUGUAGUUUGCCUUCUUGUCAAUGGUGAAAUUGUUGAGGUAUUGAAGCCUGGUGAGCUAUCUGAAGCCAAGCAUCCCAUGGCACAAAGGUUUCUUCAACUAAGUAGCUAAAUACUUCUGUCAGUGUUUGUAUUUUACCUUUUCUUUUUCUUUGUGUUUGGGGUUUUGAUGUUAACUUUGGUGUAAAACAAUAUUUGACAUUGCAAGCUGAUGUUUGAUUUAUAUCUUAAUGCCCUGAAUAUGACCAAAAUCAA
Messenger RNA from Theobroma cacao (cacao), 1075 nucleotides. It is a transcript of the gene ABCI17, whose product is annotated as non-intrinsic ABC protein 3. Gene Ontology annotation, molecular function: ATP binding; ATP hydrolysis activity; phosphate transmembrane transporter activity. Gene Ontology annotation, biological process: phosphate ion transmembrane transport. Gene Ontology annotation, cellular component: membrane. Lineage: Eukaryota; Viridiplantae; Streptophyta; Magnoliopsida; Malvales; Malvaceae. The record is from RefSeq and is a predicted model, not a curated record.